AUGGAAGCUUAAAUUGGAUUUAAAAUAAUGCCUUACUAAGAUCAUAUUUGUUCUCAAAUCCUUUUUGCUAAGUAUUCUUAAUCAAAUUAAGAUUGGAGUGCAAUUUACAUUUAAAAAACACCAUAACAUGCUUUAACUUAUAUAUAUACAAAAUAUGAAAGAUUUAAGGAAGUCUGUUUAAUGAAAUUCAAAUUUAAUGAUAAGAUUAAAUUUAUUCAAUUAGAUAAUGAGAAUUUUUCAAAAUAUAAUCUUCCUUCAAAAGAUAAAGCUUAAAUUACUAGAGUUAUGUUGUUUAGUAAUUAUGGGAUUACAAUUGAAUAGAAUUAACCAUUAAUGGACACAUUAGGAAAAUUGAAUAUUGGAUUGAUAAUGGAAGAUUCUGAAAAAUAGUAUGAAUACAUUGUACCUCAUUAAUUAUUACAAGAUGGAGAAUGUUAUGAAUCUAAUAUUCCUUUAAAGUUUUAGAGGCAUGAAUCAAAAGUAUUUAGAACUGUAAAAUUGAUUAUUAAUAAUGAAUCUUAAGAUUUAGAUUAAUAUUAGGAUAGAAUUCAUGAAUUCCCUUUAAAUUUUGAUAAUUUAUGA
Molecule: messenger RNA, 582 nt
Organism: Paramecium pentaurelia
Lineage: Eukaryota; Ciliophora; Oligohymenophorea; Peniculida; Parameciidae
Source: the annotation of a GenBank genome assembly